CUUUAUGUAGUUAAGAUAAAUCUCUUUUCCCCCAAGAAUAGACUUCAAAGAACGAAAAUGAGCUACUUUCUGCCUACCAAAGUUUGAAGUUUGUCUAGGUCACGACCUAUCCAACCAUGCGGGAUUUCGACCGGGCGCCAUUUCGUUUGUUGCAAUGCAGUUUACAACGUUGAUAUUUCUGAUUCAACUAUGGAUAUUUGUUUCUAGUCAUGGUCAUGAUCAUGUUCAUAGUCAUGAACCACCCCACUAUAAAUAUUCUAAGGAGGCUAAUAUUGGGUAUAAGGAAAAUCACGUACGGGAAACACGUAAAGAUUCUUCUGAGCAACUGUGGGUCGAAGUAUUCGGAGCUGUUUUACUCAUUAGUAUCGCUCCUUUUAUUAUAUUGUGCCUGAUACCAGAUUUGAACAAACACCGUGGCUUCCUCAAGGUCCUUCUUGCAUUUGCAGCUGGUGGUUUACUGGGAGAUGCAUUUCUUCACUUAAUUCCUCAUGCACUGGAGAGUGGACAUUCUAAUCCUGACCAUGCUCACGAGGAAAAUAGAGAUGAACAUAGUCACAAGCGUCACUCCUACGUUGGACUUUAUGUUGUUGGUGGAAUUUUCGCGUUCUUGUGCGUCGAAAAAUGUAUCCGACUUUUUAGAAAUGACCAUUGUGGAGGGCAUACUCAUCAUGCAGUGUCUGAUGUUGACGGUGAAAAUAAAGGAAAGAAUAAGAAAAAAGGGGAAGAUACCAAAAGUGGAGCUAAAACUAAACCUACAGACUUCAAAGUUUCUGGAUAUCUUAACUUGGCAGCAGAUUUUACGCACAAUUUUACUGAUGGGUUAGCUAUUGGUGGAUCCUUUCUGGUUAGUAGGAAUGUUGGUUUUCUGACCACUUUUACAGUUCUGUUACAUGAACUUCCGCAUGAGAUUGGAGACUAUGCAAUACUUAUACAAUCCGGAUUUUCUUCACGUAAAGCUAUGCUUCUUCAAUUGAUCACUGCUGUUGGUGCACUUCUGGGUUCAUCUGUCAGCUUACUUGCUGCACGUGUUAGUAUUGGUCCUAUCGUUUUUGAUGCUGAUAUACUACCAGUUGUAACAGAUGAUGUUGUUAUUGGUUGCAUUUUACCAUUUACUGCCGGUGGUUUUAUCUACAUAGCUAUGACUUCUGUGCUACCUGACCUGUUGGCAACUAAUAAUAAUACAGGUACUACUAAUACACCAAAAACACGAAACAGUGGAUUAAAAUCAUUCGUCCAAAGUUUACUUGAAAUAAUUUCUUUAAUUAGCGGCGUUGCAAUGAUGGCUGCUAUCGGAACACUGGAAUAAAAUGUAAACAAGUAUAGUUUGUGUCUAGAGAAAAGAAAAGCAAGGUUGAUAUGACAAAUGUAGUAUAGUUUAUCUUUCUGUUUGUGCAUACUGGUACUUUUUGCUGCAAUCUAGUCCUCAUAUCCUGUUUCUUUUUCGUUUGUUUGUUCAUACUCAUAAAAUCUACUUUUAAGUGAAGUAAUGAAUUCAAAAAAGCAUUUUCAGAGUACAAACGUAACUAUCAGAGUGCUAUUUGAACAAAAACUACAAUUCAUUUGCUCUCAUACUUUCUAUCUCCCUUUGCAUACUUUUUUCUUUAUUAUUAAUUGUGUUUUUUUCCAGUUAAAUUUGAUCUUGUUUCAAUAAUUUUCAUUUUAUCAUUAUUUAGUAAUACUUUCAUUGUACUGUUUAUUGUUGAAAAUUGAUUAAUAUUUGUAUAGUUUUCUUAUAUUUUCAUCUUGUUGGUUGAAUGGUUCUAAAUGAUUCUUUAUCUUUCAUAUUGUAAUCGUUCUUAUCAUAGAACCUAAUUAUUCAAAAAAGAAACUUUUGAAGUUAACCAAAAAUUUACAUUUCUAUAAUCGAUUUUCUUCUUAUUAUUUGGUAUGGUAUGUUUGUAUUUUGUAUUUAAUAACAAUCGAAAGCAGUUUAUUACGUAAUCACAAUUGUACAUCGAUCAGAAUUUCCCUUUUGUGUUGGUGUUUUUUUUAUUAUUAAUAACUUUGUAUUAGUUUGUUCAUUUCAUUUGUUUUUUCUUCACCGGUAUGUUUGACUUAUUAUUUUGGUAAAACAAAUUUUUUACUAACUAUUGCGGUUGGAUGGAGGAAAGGUUAUUGUUCAAUAUAGUACAUAAUUGCUUUA
This is a messenger RNA of Schistosoma spindalis, 2143 nucleotides long. Lineage: Eukaryota; Metazoa; Platyhelminthes; Trematoda; Strigeidida; Schistosomatidae. The record is from the annotation of a GenBank genome assembly.